Diprion similis is the source of this 2444-nucleotide messenger RNA. RefSeq names its product dolichol kinase (gene Dolk). Gene Ontology annotation, cellular component: endoplasmic reticulum membrane. The record is from RefSeq and is a predicted model, not a curated record. The coding region runs from base 362 to 1777 and encodes 471 amino acids. The transcript has 7 exons. Gene Ontology annotation, molecular function: dolichol kinase activity. NCBI's taxonomy places the organism in Eukaryota, Metazoa, Arthropoda, Insecta, Hymenoptera, Diprionidae. Gene Ontology annotation, biological process: dolichyl monophosphate biosynthetic process.
AUUGCUUCUGCGUAGUUGUAAAGCGUAGUUAAAUACUUCCGCCGCGUCUGGAAUUUCCGCGUACGAAAAGUUCUCGCCAAGCACGAUUGAAUUUAGUUAUAUUUUACGCAGAAAUGUUUACUUAAUUUUGAACAAACGCACGAAUCCUCUUAUGCAUAGAAUUUUGUAGAAUAGGGCUGUUGUUUGGAAGACGUAUACCAUGUGAUAUCCACACUAUCAUUGGAGUGGGAGAAAAAUUAUGAUAAACGCGAACAUACUUUAAAACUAAUCCUGACAUACUGCUCGUUUAUUAAUCAGUUAUGAGGUGUGGUGUUACAUCCGUUUGAACUGAAUCUCGUAAUUUUCUCUUCACGAAUAUAAAAUGGAAGCUUUCCUCAAAAGUUACAACAAUUUCAAUGACAAGGUGUUUCGAAGCUUGACCGAUAACAAUAUACAGCAGAGAAAAAACGGCGGACUUGGACUAUGGCUUACACCAUUGGUUGGGCUCAGCGCCGCAAUCACAAUUCUGAGGGAAGACAGCAGCUAUUCGGAGAUAUGUUUACUUACAGGAAUAACUGGAAUAGGCCUCGUGAUGAGUUGCCUUUGCCUUAUUCUACGUUUAUCCACAGAAACAACGGCUGUUAAAGAUUUUCAAGUUUUAUAUUUCCUACCAGCAAUGUUGACAUCUGUAUUAUUUCUACUCUUUGGAGAGAAAGGAUUGCUUGUGAGUGUGACGUGGGGCUUAGGUGUUGGAACAUUUGGCACAUGGGGAAUCUUACAACUGAUGUCUCAUUUUCCUGGUUGUUUCACAAUUGGUGAAGCAUCAGCAGUGAUGCAAGCUGCUACUGUCUUUCUACUUUCCACAGCUGCCAAUCUACCUCUGAGAUAUCAUCUGCCUCCAAUACAUAAUCAAGAUAUCGCCACUGUCAUAUUACAAGUAGCCGUUUUGUUUGUAGCAACAGUUGCUAUCUUAUGUAAGGCAUUCCCGUCGUUACGCUCACCUGGACCAUUUUAUGCAAUAAGUUUUGGUAUUCUCCUGCUGGGAGCUGUUCCACUUUUACACUUGUUGCUUGAUCAAAGUCCACUUUUGUGGUUGUUGGGUUUUAUCUUCGAAAAAAUUGACAGGGUAUUCAUGGUGUUAUACUGGCUACUCUGUUUGGUACUGGGGAUGGGAGUGAUAUCCUAUCAAAUUUUGUGCAAUUCCAAAGCUACAACUUCAGCCAGAAAAUCAUUUCACGUGUUAGCUGUGAUGGUAUACAUUCCUGGAUUGAUCAGCGAACCAACCCUACUUUAUGUGGCCAGUGGUUUGAUAAUGGCCUUAUUUCUAAUGCUAGAGCUAAUGAGACUUUGUAAUCUACCACCGCUGAGUGAAGUUCUACAACGGGGCUUUUAUGUAUUUGGAGAUGAAAAAGAUACACUCAUAUCUUUGACACCGUUAUACUUGCUAGCAGGACUUUCAUUUCCUCUGUGGUCACCAACCAGCAAUCUGACUUUACUGUCUCUACUGAGCGGAGUAUUGAGUAUAGGCAUUGGUGAUACAGCAGCCAGUGUUAUUGGCAGCAAGUAUGGCAAACACAAAUGGUCAGGUUCAUUAAAAUCCGUGGAAGGAACAAUUGCUUGUAUUUGUAGCCAACUCUUUGUCAUGUAUAGUCUUGCAUCAUUUGGUUUUUUUGGUGAUUUCUGGCUGUUAUUACGUGCCACACUGGCUGUGAUUGCAGUUUCGUUUGUCGAAGCAUGGACAGAUCAAGUGGAUAAUUUGGUAUUGCCGAUUCUGACCUAUCUCGCGUUUAUUGUUUAAGAACAGCUAUGAAUGAUUUUGAACUUAAUUGUGACAAUCAUUUAGUAUUUCGUUCGAACACUCCAAAUUUCCAGGUACGAUCAACACUUAGCGAAGGGAUGUUCACAAAUACGAGACUAUUUGUAAUUAAUUCCCUCAUUUUUGAAUUAACAUCUAAUACCAAUAAGCUGUUGGCACAUAGGAAAUUAUUGCAAAGUCAUAAGUAUGUAAAUAUUAAAGUUUCUUUAUGAUUUUAUCAAAUUAUCUCCUACAGAAAAACUCGACAUGUCUGACCUAGUAACGACUAAUUCUGAUUAGUCGAAUGAAAUAAUAUAAAUCUAGCCAGUCAUCUUUUUUUUUUGUCAUUUCGAAGUUGUCCAUUAUUCCGAAUUCCAAAAAUUUAUAGUUUUUAUCGUUACGGAUGACAGUUAUACAUUUGUGCCAGGUUUUUCAAUGCACAAGUAUCCAAUUCAGUAUCUAAUUAUAGAUAUAAUAUUAUUCUAAGUGUUGUUACGUUUGGUUAUCACUGUCGUGAAUAUGUUUAAUCCAUAACUAUGAUGAAUGUUGCGUUAAGGCAUUGAAAUGUGUUUUAUAUUUCUGAGAUACCCAUUUGCAUUUCCAGAAUUACGCUCUUUUUUUAAAUUACUUGAUAUGUAAUAAUAUACCGUUUUUUACAGAAUAACAGAAA